This is a messenger RNA of Alternaria ventricosa, 1317 nucleotides long. RefSeq lists its product as uncharacterized. The transcript has a single exon. Lineage: Eukaryota; Fungi; Ascomycota; Dothideomycetes; Pleosporales; Pleosporaceae. The record is from RefSeq and is a predicted model, not a curated record. Gene Ontology annotation, cellular component: mRNA capping enzyme complex. Bases 1 to 1317 code for a protein of 438 amino acids. Gene Ontology annotation, biological process: polynucleotide 5' dephosphorylation; 7-methylguanosine mRNA capping. Gene Ontology annotation, molecular function: polynucleotide 5'-phosphatase activity.
AUGGACAUAUCUGCGCUAGUAAAUCACGAUGGGGAAGCAUCGGUGCUACCGCGCCGUUCACUCUCCCACCCCCAUUCCCUUCCCGCAUCCUCCCCUGUCACUCCCGCCGCAAAGAUACCGACGCCUAAACCCAGCCAACAGCAGAUGUCGCUGAAACGGAAGCGCCAUGACCCCAAGCCCAUAUGGGCGUAUCGCGAAGGCGAACAACUUCCGCCUGAGCUCAGACAGCUACAAGAGCAACAACGUCAACAGUCACGGCCCCCUCCGCCUGUUGUAGUCCCCCAGGCCCACUCACGCGCGCAACCUGCGCUUCCAUCGCACCCUCCUCCGCCGCGACCUCAGCCGUCUCCGAAAGCCGAACGAAAUGGACACGCGCCCAGCGAUACCGGCGCGCCUCCUUCAGUAGCCACUGCAUCUGGACUCUCUCGCUUCGUGCGGCCAAUGUUCCACGAUGCGCAACUCUACGACGUCGUCGCGCACGAAGUAUGCGAAUUCAUCUGGUCCACAGCCGUUAACAACGAGGCGGUACGAAACGCGAUCGCAGAUCCAAAGGUGCAACUGGAAGUCGAAGCGCGCUGGGGUCAGAUCCUAGAAAAGCAGACCGACCAGCGACUGCGCGGGUUCUGGAGAACAGAAUGCGUUAUCAAUACUGAGGCCUUGGAUGUCAAGUUCGAGAGCACUAUGACUGCUCUUCAACACAAGCGCAUGAACCACGCCCUCAACGCUCAGGUCCAGCAGUCGAAGAUACCCGGUGCUCCGCGCCCGCCGAUCGAUUACCGACAUACCUACGAGACGGACAUGUUCUACGAACUCGACCAGGAAGGCUUUUCCAUGUUGAAUCCUAUAGUUCAACGUCUCAUCAGCGCAUCCGGCACCCGACAGAAGGUCCGCGUGACCCGCGACAAGAAUACGGGCGAAUUCGUGCGAGCCAUGAUAAAGCACCGGAUAGGGAACCUCGAGAUCAGCUCUCCCAAGACAGAGUGGGACUACCGCAUCGGUAUCAACCUCGAAAUUGACUUCCCAGGCCCGAUUGAAAGUCUCAAGGCCGCGCUCGAGCCGGGAAAGACGCUGGAAAGUAUGCAGCGACAAAAAGACCGCAUGUCAUAUUCAUGGCUGGGCGCAUACCAAAUUGAUCUCACACAGGUCACACAAGGGACUAGCAAGAAUCAUGAGCUGGAGUUGGAGUUGGAUUCUGAUAUUCUCAUCGCUGAGGCAGACAAGGUUAGGCUCAAGCAGCCUACUGAGUUUGAGGACAUAAUCAGCGGAAUGAUGAACAAUCUGCGGGUUGCGUCACGCAUAAUCACGCAUCCCGCUUAG